Puccinia triticina is the source of this 897-nucleotide messenger RNA. RefSeq lists its product as uncharacterized. The transcript is spliced from 3 exons. The record is from RefSeq and is a predicted model, not a curated record. NCBI's taxonomy places the organism in Eukaryota, Fungi, Basidiomycota, Pucciniomycetes, Pucciniales, Pucciniaceae. Bases 1 to 897 code for a protein of 298 amino acids.
AUGAAGUCACUCGGAUUAGCCACCACCUGUAAUCAACUCAGAGUAUGCCUCAAUUCCUCAACAUCAGUCAAGCUGGCAACUCCGUUCGGGUUCCUCCGGUCUCGACAUCAGUCCUCAGCUCCCCAGCAUAACCAACAGACCGUGCCACAUGUGACGCCAAAUCAGUUAUUACCAAUCAAUGCCAGCGGUAAGAAGUUCAAAGACUUGGCUCAAGAUCUUAACCAGCGAUCACUCUCCUUGGUAGAACUCGAAGCCAUCCAACUGCCCUCGAGCUACCACGACCAAAAAACGCACGAAAAUGACAAGUCCAAGGUGAUUUCCUCGGGCACGGGAGGAUCGGAUACAAUACCCAGACGGAAGAGGAGGACAGACUUCGAGCCAGAUCCCCAAUUCAAAUUCGAGCGCAAGAGGGGCAAGAAACAUAUUAUGCUUCAGUUGAAACAGGCCAAGCUGAACGGCGGCUCGACCCAAUCUACCAAGAUCGAGCUCGUCGAUCAUCUGGACCUCUCGAUCAGAUGGAAUGGCCGCCUGAAUAAACUCCUGUUUUCUUUGCCUCUUCCUCCCUCUGAAAAACUCCAAUCGAAUCCCAGCCCAUCAUUAUCAUCAAACGACGACUCGAUCGAUCAUCAGAAAACAUCAACAACACCACAGGAUCAAAAAAGCGAAAUAAAUGAAUUUAUAAAGCUAUGUCUGGGACCUUUGGUUUGGUCGAACCCUAAAGUAGACAUCUCCCUAGUCUACCAUCAAGACCAAUCCAAACCAACCAUCACUUUUUGGAUGGCCGAAGAGACUGCUGAUGGCUCAAGCGAGAAUCAAAAGGUCAAGAAGGUGGAAAUCGAGGGAUAUAGUCGAUCCAAAAUCCUGAAGUUGGUUCUCAAUCAGGAAAAUCGAAAUUAA